AUGGCGGGAGGAGCAAUCGAACAGCAGUACACGACGGCGAAGAUAUCCGUGUGGUGGGAUAUAGAGAACUGUCAGGUACCAAAAGGCUUUGAGCCUCAUUCAAUCGCACAGAAUAUCAGUUCUGCCUUGGUUAAUAUGAACUACUGUGGACCGGUCUCGAUUUCGGCUUACGGCGACACUAACGGCAUCCCUGCUUCCGUCCAGCAAGGCCUCAACAGUACCGGAAUCGCUUUGAAUCAUGUUCCCGCCGGGGUCAAAGACGCAAGCGACAAGAAAAUAUUGGUGGAUAUGUUAUUUUGGGCUGUUGAUAACCCAGCCCCCGCCACUUAUCUAUUGAUUUCGGGUGAUAGAGAUUUCUCAAACGCGCUUCAUCAACUAAGAAUGCGGAAAUAUAAUAUUCUUUUGGCACAACCUCAGAAAGCGACUAUGCCCCUCGUUUCGGCCGCAAAGAGUGUCUGGCUAUGGACCAGUCUUUUGGCUGGAGGACCACCAUUAACAAAAGGCGAAUUAGCUGAUAAUUUAGUACAUGCUCCAGUUUCUGAAAACUUUAGUCAACCUGUUCGGAUUCCAAAAAGUCAGAUUAAUUCCAACUCUCAUCAACCAGGAUAUACACACCACCCUAGUUAUAGUUAUAAUGCAUGUUCAAGUGGAUCGGACUCUAGUCACAUACCUGUUCGCCCCGCCCCUGUUUAUUCGUGGAACAACGGCAAUAACGUGACUACCCACCAUCAUAAUCAUCCACAGUCGGUAAUGCCCCAAGGUCAUCUGCAACCAACAACUCCUGCACGUGCCCCAAUAGAUUUCUUUCCGCCGUAUAUUCGUCCUUCUAAUAUUCCACCUCGCAUUCCUGAUUUUGUUUACAAUGUUAGUAAGCUUAGUGUUUCCGAUAGCUCUGGCAGAGAACACAAUCCUCUAAUGACUAAACCACAUAAUCACGAAUACACAAACGGUCCACAAAAAGGACAUGGUAUGCUGAAAAAGUCUCAGUUUCACAAGGAAACUUCGAACAGUUAUCCACCAACUGUUACUAAUCCUGAUUAUCAAGCAUCUUCUUCUUCUUCAGAUUCGGACACCGCCACAAAUGGUUCUGGUGUGUCGGAAAAUGACCAAGGUACGAAGGUAAUUUUACGUGCCUUGAGCACACUGAAAUGUGAAAAGAUAAUGCCUACUGAAGAAAACAUAAUUAACUGCGUUCGUUACGUGAAACGUAAGCAACCCGAUAUUGAUGUUAAGAAGGCUCUAAAUAGUGCUUUCAAUCAGAAACUAGUAGUUAAACAUAUUAUUGGCCCGUUAUCAUUCUUUACUGGCAAAGAUGAAAGAUUAUGGAACUGUAUAAACCCUGAAGGUAAUAACGAUCACCCUAAAGCAACAUGGGACGAACUCCAGACGUUUUUAUCAACUCCUGCUGGUCGUUCUGCUAUAACUGCUUCCCAGUGCAGAUACGAGGCAGCAACUAUUAUAAAGAAAAAUUGCCUCAAAGGUACUGCUUUGGGUGAGAUACUUCAGAUUCUGCACUUGGCAAUCACUGCAAAGAAGUGGAUCAUACAUCGUCCAUUAGGAUGGCAACCCGUUUACAUCUCUUUUCCGCAGCCCAACUCGGAAUCCGAUCGGUAACCAACCGCCCUGCCAGUUAAAAAUGAAAACAAAGGGUUUUCUAUGGUUUUAGGUUAGUAGAAUUCAAUUAGCUUAAUAUAGAUUAGUAAUGGUCACUCAUAGGAUCUGGAUAAGCAUCAAUUUAAAAAUUGACUGUCCUAUUAUAGAUCACUAGGUGCACAGCAGCACAAGAAUGCCAGCUGCCUGUUUAUCGUCUUAUUUUUAUUUAGUCACUUGUCGGUAAUUCGAGAAGUACGUUUGACGAAACAUCAAGGUCAAACAUGAUUUAACAUUUUUCUUUAGGCUGCAUAGAGAUAAACCAUGGGACAUAGAUUAUAGAUAGCAAACAGUCACAACCCUUUGGGAGAUGAUCUAAUCAUGUUUCGUUCAAUCCUGACAAGAGACUGCUUGUCAUAUGGAUGAUUACAAUAUUGUAGUCGAGGGUUGAACCUGUACGAUUAAGCACAUGAUGACGGGUUUAGUCGAAAUAUGUUAGCCGACACACAUUUUUUGCUCGCGAUCGGAGGGAAGAUUUACCUUCUGCUACACAAAUCCAGCCUAGUUGUUGCGCAACAGGGUUAUUUAAAUAUUUUAUGUUCUGAAACGGGUGAAGUUAUUACAGGAACAAUGGUUUCGAGUAUUUUUUUUUUUUUUAUAGUUGCAAACCAGCCCCCGGGGCCUAAGGUAUGAAUACGAUCGUCUAGUUUAGUGAAAUGAUUUGAACUUAUUAUUUGCCAGGUUUAUUGUUUAUUAGCAUGACAAUUUUUUUUUCAGUUUUUGUGAAGAAGCUUGGCCUUGGUAUUGUAUGCUUAUCAAGUUAAUUUGGCUUUUAGAAAACAUUUCUGGUUUACAUAGUUUACUUUUAUUUGUAUAUAGGUGAAAAAAUAUACAGACAAAACUACAAUGAUU
This is a messenger RNA of Helianthus annuus (common sunflower), 2502 nucleotides long. RefSeq lists its product as uncharacterized. Lineage: Eukaryota; Viridiplantae; Streptophyta; Magnoliopsida; Asterales; Asteraceae. The transcript has 3 exons. Gene Ontology annotation, cellular component: peroxisome. Gene Ontology annotation, biological process: regulation of gene expression. Gene Ontology annotation, molecular function: RNA nuclease activity. The record is from RefSeq and is a predicted model, not a curated record. Bases 1 to 1614 code for a protein of 537 amino acids.